AUGGCACAACGGCAGCGCACGCAGCCCUCGACCGCGCUGGCCGCCGCCGCGCGGCCCGCGGACCCACUCCGACGCCGCCCGAGCCCCGCCGUGCGCGCGCCGCCGCCGCCUCCGCUCCGGCCGCCGCGCUCCCCUCCGGUCGCCCGCCAGCCCGCCGCGCAGGGGAUAGCGAUGGAGGGAGCCGGAGGGCCCGAUCCCGCCGCCGAGAUAGCCCAAUGCCGCCUGCUCGUCCUCGCCCUCGCGCCCAACGCCGCCGCGCCCGAGCCAGGGGAGAGAGGGCACAGAGGAGGCGGGAGUAGGGGAGCCGAGGCCGGCGGCGGCAAUAGGGGAGGCGGGCCAGCGGAAAGGGCGGCGCGGGAGUAG
Panicum virgatum (switchgrass) is the source of this 363-nucleotide messenger RNA. RefSeq names its product bcl-2-binding component 3, isoforms 3/4-like. Lineage: Eukaryota; Viridiplantae; Streptophyta; Magnoliopsida; Poales; Poaceae. The record is from RefSeq and is a predicted model, not a curated record. Bases 1 to 363 code for a protein of 120 amino acids. The transcript has a single exon.